Messenger RNA from Adineta steineri, 1389 nucleotides. The record is from the annotation of a GenBank genome assembly. Lineage: Eukaryota; Metazoa; Rotifera; Eurotatoria; Adinetida; Adinetidae.
AUGAAUUCUAUGAAUGAAAUGAAACGAUUAACAUCUGAAGAACUACUUGAAAAACGUCGUUUAACUUUAAUGUCACGUACUCGUACAGCUCGUACUCAACUUGAUUCCCUAUCACUACUUGAUUCAAGUUAUGAUACAUGUCGACAAACUCUUCGGCAGUGGCGUUCACAAAUGCUUGAUCAAAUAACUAAAGUUCAUGAAACAUCACUUUCAGAAUUAAAUCAUACUUAUGAACAAUUAAAUCGUUUUCGUUCAACAAUAGUUAAUCUUUUAAAUGAACAAGAUACAAAUGAUCAUUCACCAUCACAAACAACACAAUUAUCAUAUAUUGAAUCAAGUUUAAAUACAUUACGUAAUGCUGAAUUUACAUUUGAUUUUGAUCAUGCAAAUCAACUUGAUGGUGAUUUACAAUUAUUAAAAUUAUCAAAUCCUCAACAACAACAACAACUACAACAACAUCGUUCAUUCAAUAAAUCAAAUACAAAAUGUCGAUUACUUGUACCACAUGAUCGAUAUGUAUCCGAUGUAUUUUUUUAUGAUGAUUUAAUAACACGAAUUGAUUGUCAAACAGAUGAAUGUAUUCUUAUUUGUCCAUUUGAUUUAUUAAGUGAAUUAUUAGGAAAUGAUGAAGAAGUUCGAAUACUUAUUGAUCAAACUUAUUUACCAUCAAUUGGUACACAAGCUCAACGAAUGCGUAUUGAUUAUGAUCUUAUUGUACUUCAACCAGCUCAAGAAUGUUGUCCACAAUCAAGUGAACGUGUUAUAAGAAUUAUUUGUCAUGAUUCAACAAAAAUGUUAUUAUGUUUAGAAGAAAUUUAUACAAUAUGUAGUCAACAAGCCUUACCAACUGCAUUUAAUCCAUAUACUCCUGUCAAUUACAAUAGAUCAAAAAUUCAUCUUUACUGUGGCUAUUCAGAUAUGUCAACAAUCAAUCAUUCAUCUAACAAUAAUGAUACUACCAAAAUGAAUCCUUUAUUUCCUCUUCAAUUAACAAAUUAUUUUCAAACAUCGGCUACUUCUAUUUCAUCUUUAUCAGCAUCAUCACCGUCUUCUUCUUCUUCUCAACAGCAUUUUGAUCGUGUUCUUAUGCCUGUUUCAGUUCGUCAAACACUUCCAAUCACAGAUAUGCAAGCCGGUGCUUUAUUAGGACCUAAAGGAGAACGAAUUCAACAACUGCAACGUGAAACAGGUGCUAUUGUUAAUAUAAGUGAUUUGAAUGAUGAGAAUGGUGAUCGACGAAAACGUAUUGUUAAUAUUCAAGGAAGUCAACAACAAGUAAAUAAUGCUUUACAAGCAAUUCGAAAACUUCUUAUGAUUGACAAUAGUGAUGAUGAUAAUAAUGAAGAAGAUUCAUUGAAAAAAGAUGCAGGAAAAAUUAAAAAAAUAUGA